AGUCCAAAUGGAGGUAUAAUAAACCUCUUGGAGGUUAAACACUUUCAUAGGAAUAUAUCAAUAUCAAUCUCUCCUCUUUUCCUUUAUCCACUGCUCCACGUGAAGUAUUUCUGUACAUCAUAAACAUAAACAAACUACUAAGAUCACUUCUUCAUCCUCACCCACUCCAUCGUUCAGUUAUCAAACCUGUAACAAUGAGGAUGUCAGGAGGUGUGAUUAUCUGCCUUCUAAUUGUGAUCAUGGAUGUAGUUGCUGGUAUACUAGGGAUCGAAGCUGAGAUAGCUCAAAACAAGGUACUUCUUCUUCUUCUUCAUUUUUCUAUAUAUUUGAUUUAUGACUGCAGAAAAAUCUUGUUGCAGGGGAAGCACCUGAGGGUGUUCUUCGUUGAGUGCAAAGAGCCAGUCCAUGAGGCUUACAAGCUUGGACUCGCAGCAGCUGGGCUUCUGGCAUUAGCUCAUGCCGUCGCGAAUGUACUUGGUGGAUGCAUGUGGAUUCGCUCCAGAUCUUUUAACAAGAAAAUGGCUGCAGCCCCCUGA
Phoenix dactylifera (date palm) is the source of this 536-nucleotide messenger RNA. NCBI's taxonomy places the organism in Eukaryota, Viridiplantae, Streptophyta, Magnoliopsida, Arecales, Arecaceae. The record is from RefSeq and is a predicted model, not a curated record.